Messenger RNA from Cladophialophora psammophila CBS 110553, 1821 nucleotides. RefSeq lists its product as uncharacterized. Gene Ontology annotation, molecular function: DNA binding; DNA-binding transcription factor activity. Gene Ontology annotation, cellular component: nuclear chromosome. The transcript is spliced from 2 exons. The coding region runs from base 1 to 1821 and encodes 606 amino acids. Gene Ontology annotation, biological process: positive regulation of transcription by RNA polymerase II; meiotic cell cycle. Lineage: Eukaryota; Fungi; Ascomycota; Eurotiomycetes; Chaetothyriales; Herpotrichiellaceae. The record is from RefSeq and is a predicted model, not a curated record.
AUGGAUGGCUAUGAUCCUCUCGCGAUGCCCUACUUGCACAGUCCAAUGCCCUUUGGGGGCGGCAAUCUGCAAAAUCUCGACUACAUGAGUGUUCCAUCCGUGAUGGAUUUGCAAGAAUCAUACUCCAACUUCGACUCGGAGCCGUAUAUGAGCGGCGACGACCUCAGCUUUGCACCUUCAAGUAACCUGCAGCACUCUGCGAUGCUGAAGCGUUACUCGUCCAACCUCGAAGACCCUUUUGCCGAAAGCACAAUGUCUCAGUUCGAGCGGGUGCCCACUGAAGGACUGCCCGAGAGCCCCUCCAUUGAUCGUGACAGCAAAUACCUCAGCUUCUCAAUGCCACAGUACAACUUCACCCUCCUGGACGACUCAUUUCGUCGGUCAUCGGUCAACAUCAGUGCCCAACUGCACGGCAUGUUCUUCUUGGCCGAGUCUCAAUGGCCGGCCACCGCCGACACUCCUCCACCUCCUCCAGAAUUGACGUGUUACCGACGCAAUUUGUUCCAAAUCACCGGCUCCGUGACGCUUCCCCGGAACCUCAGAUAUGUUUUCACCGAUGACGGAUCGAGAAUUCCCAUCUACGAGUUGGAGCUAGCAGUGUCAGCGACUGAGUCUGUCGAAGGGAACUCGGUCAAGAUCAUUUCAGUGCCGUGGAAGACCCCGGCUUCGGGAGAAGCGCCUAAGCCAGAGGACAAGGUGGAACGAGAGCCUCCCACGAUUCCAUUAGACAAGAUGACUGGCCAAGACCUGGAUACAGACUUUGCAACCUUCCCCAUUCAGUGGAAGAGGCUUCAAUUCCGGAUAGCGACCGCUAACAAUGGUCGACGGAAGGAGCUACAACAACACUUCACGCUCCACUUGAAGAUUAUGGCCUCAUUAUCGACAGGCGGCAAGAUUUCCAUUGCCGAAGCUCAUUCAGGAGCAGUUAUUGUCCGAGGCCGGAGCCCUCGCAACUUUGCAGCACGGAAAGACCUACCCCUAAGCAACAGCUCCACAGCUCGUAAACACCUGCCGCCAGCAUCGCGAGCUACGAACAGUCAAACUUCGGUCCCUCAGGUCACUUCAGCCCCCAAAAUCAAGACACCCGCUGAGGAGACAAGGCAAAUGGUGGUCGGUUAUGACAAUAUCGACAUCAAGCCCGCGGAGAUCGACGGCUCCAGCUGGGUGUCACAGGGUAUUCAAGAGUCUCUUGCCGCUCCCUACUCGACUGCCUUGAAUCCUCCAGUCCCAGCGUUUCCAGACGGCACCGCCGAUCUAGGAACACCGGGCACAUUCCCGUUUACGUUCCCUCAAGAGAUGGCGCCGGGGAGUCGGCCGAUGAGCUUGCAUUUUGGCAGUGAUGAUGAGGGGGGCAGCCCUCAUCCGCCGCAACAAGGAUCAAGACAUUCAUCCCGGCCUCCAACCUCGAAUCCUUCCCCUUCACUUGUCAACAAAGGCCCGUCCGGCACGUAUACGAGCAAUGCCGGUGCUUCGCCAGGGCAGGUUCCCAAUCAAUUGGGCCCCCGACCUCGACUGCAUUCUCACCAAGUAUCAAUGACAAGCGUUCCGAGCUCCCUGGCCACGAUAAACGGGCAAGGGCCAGUGCCGGCAGCGGCCCAUAGACCAGAACUUCUCCCAACAAAAUCAGGACUGCCAUUCAAUGCCGAGGGCGAGAGUGCGGAUCAACUCUACGAGUACUUCCCAUUAGGUCUGGACGACUGGAUGCCGCCUGUGGAUGCAGUCUUCCGGCCCCAUGUAGUGCACCACAGCGGUCCCUUGCCGCCCGAUCCACGGUCCCCUGGGAGACACACGAGCAAACGCUACUUCUCGGAGGUGGUGUAG